UUAGAGCAGAAAUAUCAGAAAGGUAGAUCCCGACGCCCCGGUGCCAAUGGCCACAAUCUUUCCAGUCCCACAGGCUUCUGAAUCCAUGUGCCUCCCCUAGAGCCCUCACUCUAUCCGCGCCUCACAGGAAAAGCACUGCAACUGGGAACAGAAGAAAAGUCAUAUGCCCAGAGCAUUGGCACAGGCACGAAGUCCGCAGUUUCUGGGGAGAAGCGGGACAUUCCCUGGGUGAAAGCCAAACAGGAGGCACAGGGUAUUUCCCUGACUACCAGCUCCAAGCACUGCUACUUGCAACCCCUUGGUACAGCCCGUUCCCUGGCACUGAAGCGACCAGACCCGGAACACUGGCACUGGCAUAGAACUUGGGCAUCAGUUCUGGGAUACAUACUGCCUGACAGGCACGACCUACCGCUACUAACUUCAUUUAUCCAGGGACGCGCACUGUGGGGCAGGGAAGCACUACUGCCCCAUAAUAAGGAGCCUCCCCACUGGGCAUCAAGCUCUCACCCAGCGCCGCUGGAACCCAGGCACUGCCCCUCUGUACGCCGGUGUCCUGCCAAAGUGGGAUGAGGAUUGGUCUGCACUAGUAAUCUGCCCCAGGGCAGCGCCAUGUUUCUACCCCCGGUUAGGAAGGGUUUCUCAAUCGAAGCUUUGGUGGGGCCGGACCGGACCCCUGAGGAACCCCUUAGACCCACUGCACUCAAAUACCCCGAGCCUGGCCAUGGGCUGACCCCCACCCCUCUCCGGCCCGGGGUCCGCCUCCUGGGGGCCCCAGAUCUUUUUUUCCCGGAACCAGCGGCUCCUCCCUAUGGGCCCAGCCUAGGGCUCCCUCAGCAUCGCAUUCUACAUCGGGACCCGCUCAGCUUCUGCCCCUGGAUACUGCGGCACCGGCUGCCAGGAGAGGAGAACACCCCAGAUAAUUAUUUACUUCAUGGACCUUUCUCCCGCAAACCGAAAAGGAUACGAACAGCCUUCUCACCCUCUCAGCUCCUACGUCUUGAAGGGGCUUUUGAGAAGAACCAUUAUGUGGUGGGAGCAGAAAGGAAACAACUAGCAAACAGCUUGUGUCUUACAGAAACUCAGGUAAAAGUGUGGUUCCAAAAUAGAAGGACAAAGCACAAGCGUCAAAAACUAGAAGAAGAAUGCCCAGAGUCCCAGCAAAAGAGGAAAAGCACCCAACAUGUUAGCCGGUGGAGGAUGGCGACAUGUCAGACAAGUCCUAAAGAUAUUGAUGUCACAUCAGAUGACUGAAAUAUUCAGUUUAAAGCAAUGAUUUGACUGGAUCAAAAUAGGCUGUCCAUGAUUUUCACAUGACUCUACAAAAAUGAAGUCUGCUCUCUAUAAGAACAACAUUACUGAAAGUUUGUAGAGAUACAGCAACCGUUACUGCAGGAAAAACAUCCCUGAACAUUUCAUCCACGUAUUAAGAUAAGGGAGGAUACUGAACACAAUAUUUAAGACACAGGACAUCACAAAAAUGCAAAAUAAUUUUCAGACUCAUUUUUUGGUUGUGCUCUGGACUAACAGAACUUUAUUUUGAACCUGAAGGCACUAUACUGUGUCCACAUUCCCAGUCUUGGGCUGUUUUCCAUCACUUCUCGGGACAAGUAUUUUAUAUAUUUACAGGGAUCUGGAUUGGUCAGGUUAUGCUAAAUGGGCACUGGCCAAGAGUGGAUAGUUUCCUGACAUGAUUCCUAUAACUAGCCCCAGAUGGUGCCUUUUGAAGACCUGGACAUUGAUCCCUUAACGACUUGCUGUCCAUCCCCACAGGACAAUCUAAAAAUGUAUCCAUUUAAGUCAGGCUUAUUAAAGGGUAUAUUUCUUUUUAAACUAAUACAGAAAAACCUUUACCUCAGGAAUCUGCUUUCCUCAUUUGAUGGAGCCAGUGUAUAUAUAUAUAUAUAUAUUUAACUUUAAAUAUGUGGUGUUCCAUACAGAUAAUAAAGAUGUAUUACAGGUUAUGAAUACAGCUGGGAAAUUAGAUGAAUUCCAGAUAAAUUAAGAUACAGUAUUAACGUUUAUAUGGUCUCUUCAAUGAGUAAAUAAAGUGAUGCUGCAACAUAAAAA
This is a messenger RNA of Xenopus tropicalis (tropical clawed frog), 2067 nucleotides long. It is a transcript of the gene emx1l, whose product is annotated as empty spiracles homeobox 1 like. NCBI's taxonomy places the organism in Eukaryota, Metazoa, Chordata, Amphibia, Anura, Pipidae. The record is from RefSeq and is a predicted model, not a curated record. Gene Ontology annotation, biological process: regulation of DNA-templated transcription. The transcript is spliced from 3 exons. Gene Ontology annotation, cellular component: nucleus. Gene Ontology annotation, molecular function: DNA-binding transcription factor activity, RNA polymerase II-specific; DNA binding. Bases 610 to 1251 code for a protein of 213 amino acids.